Messenger RNA from Setaria italica (foxtail millet), 660 nucleotides. RefSeq lists its product as uncharacterized. Bases 1 to 660 code for a protein of 219 amino acids. The transcript has 2 exons. Gene Ontology annotation, molecular function: nucleic acid binding. Lineage: Eukaryota; Viridiplantae; Streptophyta; Magnoliopsida; Poales; Poaceae. The record is from RefSeq and is a predicted model, not a curated record. Gene Ontology annotation, biological process: DNA integration.
AUGGUCGGACCUUUCAAGAUCACUUUGGGCAGCUAUACCCAUAUCUUCAUGCCAAUUGACAAAUUCACCAAAUGGAUUGAGGUCAAGGCUGUCACCAGCAUUGAGUCAGCUAAAGCUGCUCAGUUCAUGGAGGAAAUCACACAGCGCUUUGGAAUGCCAAAUAGGAUCAUCACCGACCUUGGUAAGCAAUUCACAGCCUCCGAGUUCUGGUACUUCUGCCAGGACAACCUCAUCGAUGUUUACAACUCCUCAAUAGCACACCCGUGCUGCAAUAGUCAGGUCGUCCUGCCAUCUGUCGUGGCCUUUGGCGCCCCACGCAUCUUGUACUACGAGGAAGGUGAGGCAGAAACAAGUUGGCAGGUUGACAUUGACAGCCUCGAGGAGUAUCGAGUGGUGGCUCUCAUCCAGCAUGCACACCACAAGCAGCAGAUACAGAUCUACCACUAUCGGAAUGUCAGAGAAUGCUCCUUCAAUGUUGGCAAUUUGGUGCUUCACCGGAUCCAGUCCACCAAGGACAUGCACAAGCUGGCUGCCCUCUGGGAGGGCCCUUUUCAUUGUCAAAGAAGUCAUCCAGCCAAGCACCUAUCGACUCGAUUGGGCGGACAGCUCAGGCAUCCCAACUCGUGGAACAUCAAGCACCUACGACGCUUCUACCCGUAG